UUGGCGUCGCUGGGGUCGGCGCCGGGCAGGACUGCGGAGGGCCAUGGGCGAGCCGCCUCCGUUACCUCUGACUUUUGAGGAUGUUGCCGUUUAUUUCUCGGAGCAAGAAUGGCAGAAGCUAGAGGCAUGGCAGAAGGAGCUUUACAAGCAUGUGAUGAGAACCAAUUAUGAGAUUCUAGUUUCUCUAGAUGAUGGACUUCCCAAACCAGAACUAAUAUCGUGGAUGGAACAGGGGAGAGAGCUCUUCAGGAAUUGGGGAGAAUCACAGAAAUCAGGAAACAUAAUUUGCUCUUCUGCUGAUUUGCAUUUUGAUCAAGUUAUUGAGGGACAGCUGUUUUGGGUUUCAGGGAGCCAGCAAGCUGUGAAUUCAGGAAAAACUAAAUGCCAUUUCCAGGUGGAUCCUCUUCAGAGCCAGUGUUCCUCUGAACCCUUGUUAGGAAAAAGUGAAGAUAUUUCCUUCAUGCCUGACCAAGGCCUCACCCUCACAAACCCACACAGACAUGAUACAUGCGCUCUAAUUCCAGUAGUUCACAGCUGCAGGGGACCCACCCAAAGAGAAAGAAUCCCAAGUCCCAGAACACUCGAUCUCCCUGGCUUCCAGGAAAUCCCCUCCUGCGAAGCCACCCAGUACCCUUGCCCUGCCUGUGGGGAAAGCUUUUGGAAGAAGAACCACUUAGAGAAGCACCAGAGGAGCCACUUGAAGGACCAGCCACGUAGGGCCUGGAAGAAAUUCAGCAGACAAGCUGAUCCACAGCAUCAGCGGAGCAUCCCUCGGGGACAGAGGCACUUCCGAUGUCAGGAGUGUGGGAGGAGCUUCCGCCUGAAGCAGUAUUUGCUUAGACAUCUGGCCACACACGCAGAGAAGAGCCCCCUGCAGUGCCCUGAAUGUAAAAUCUGCUUCCGUCACAAGCAGGCCCUUCUCAGCCACCACCUCCUGCACAAGGGGGAGAGGCCUCCCCAAUGCCCCACGUGUGACAAAAGCUUUCUCCUGAAGAACAGCAUGCCGGCUCACGAGGGCCACCACAGCGGGGAGGGGCCAGUCUCCUGUAGAGUAGGUGAGGAGGAGGCCGAACUCACCAGUGUGCACUCAGGAGAGAAGCCAGGGCUGUGCCUGGCAUGUGGGGAGCACUGCCACCUGAAGGGGAUCGGGGAGGCUUUCCAGUGUGGCCCCGCCGGGGAAAGACCCUUCUCUUGCACUGAGUGCGGCAAGCACUUCCUUGCCUGGUCCAGGCUCGCCAGCCACGCCAGGGUGCACACGGGAGAAAAGCCUUUGCAGUGCCCGCAGUGUGACAAGAGCUUCCACCUGAGCAGCCUGCUGCAGGUGCACCAGUGUGUGCACAGUGGGGAGAGGCCGUUCUCCUGCAGGAAGUGUGGCAAGAGGUUCGCCAAACAGUGUAAACUCACGGAACAUGGCCGGGUCCACAGCGGGGAGAGGCCGUUCUGGUGUGCCAAGUGUGGCAGGACUUUCCGCCAGAGGGGACAGCUGCUGAGGCACCAGCGCCUGCACACUGACGAGAAGCCCUUCCAGUGCUCCGAGUGUGAGCUGAGCUUCCGUCUGAAGAGCAUGUUGAGAGCCCACCGGCUCCGACACGGCGGGGAGAGGCCCUUCUCCUGCAGCGAGUGUGGCAGAGGCUUCACCCACCAGUGCAAGCUGCGUGAGCACCUGCGAGUGCACAGCGGGGAGAGGCCUUUCCAGUGCCCUGAGUGUGACAAGAGCUUCCGCCUGAAGGGCAUUCUGAAGGCCCACCAGCGCACCCACAGCAAGGAGAGGCCAUUCUCCUGUGGGGAGUGUGGCAAGGGCUUUACCAGGCAGUCCAAGCUCACUGAGCACUUCCGCGUGCACAGUGGGGAGAGGCCCUUCCAGUGCCCCGACUGCGACAGGAGCUUCCGCCUGAAGGGGCAGCUGCUUAGUCACCAGCGCCUACACACAGGAGAGAGACCCUUCCAGUGCCCAGACUGCGACAAGAGCUAUCGCGUGAAGGCCGACAUGAAGGCCCACCAGCUGCUGCACAGCGGGGAGAUGCCCUUCUCUUGUGAGUGUGGCAAAGGCUUUGCUAAGCAGUCUAAACUUGUCGAGCACAUCAGGACACACACGGGGGAGAAGCCUUUCCAGUGUCCCAAAUGUAACAAGAGUUUCCGCUUGAAGGCACAGCUGCUCAGCCACCAAGGCCUGCACACAGGGGAGAGACCUUUCCACUGCCCCGAGUGUGAUAAAAACUUCCGGGAAAAGGGACACAUGCUUAGGCACCAGCGCAUACAUAGGCCUGAGAGGCCAUUUGCCUGUGGGGACUGUGGUAAGGGCUUCAUUUAUAAGUCUAAACUGGCUGAACACCUCAGAGUGCACACAAAAUCCUAUAAUGCCCCAAACAAGCCUGACAUUAAGAAAAGGCUUAGCCAGCUGUUUGCAAUGAUCGAGGCCGACUGGAGUUGAGGCGGGGUAGGACAUUCAGAGCAUUCAGCAGGAUUGAUAUUGCCUGGGAAUCCACAGUAGCUGUAGCCAAACGUACUGGCAGACAGAUUUUAGGAACAGGGCCCCUUUUUUGAGCAAGAGUGUUGUACAAGUUAGGAAUAUGAAGAACCACAGGAUUUUCUCAUUUAAAACAUCACCAGUGGGCCGGCCCCGUGGCUUAGCAGUUAAGUGCGCGCACUCCACUACUGGCGGCCCGGGUUCGGAUCCCGGGCGCGCACCGACGCACAGCUUCUCCGGCCAUGCUGAGGCCGUGUCCCACAUACAGCAACUAGAAGGAUGUGCAACUAUGACAUACAACUAUCUACUGGGGCUUUGGGGAAAAAAAAAGGAG
Messenger RNA from Diceros bicornis minor, 2801 nucleotides. RefSeq names its product zinc finger protein 786 (gene ZNF786). NCBI's taxonomy places the organism in Eukaryota, Metazoa, Chordata, Mammalia, Perissodactyla, Rhinocerotidae. Bases 44 to 2431 code for a protein of 795 amino acids. The record is from RefSeq and is a predicted model, not a curated record. The transcript is spliced from 4 exons. Gene Ontology annotation, biological process: regulation of DNA-templated transcription.